Messenger RNA from Echinops telfairi (small Madagascar hedgehog), 6332 nucleotides. RefSeq names its product WAPL cohesin release factor (gene WAPL). The transcript has 19 exons. The record is from RefSeq and is a predicted model, not a curated record. Lineage: Eukaryota; Metazoa; Chordata; Mammalia; Afrosoricida; Tenrecidae. Gene Ontology annotation, biological process: regulation of chromosome condensation. Bases 460 to 4053 code for a protein of 1197 amino acids.
AGGUGGGGGCCGGGAGCGCAAAUGGCGUUGAGAUGGUUCAGGGCCCUGUUCAAACUCCAGCGCUGACCAUUCACCGGCGGAAGCGGCGGCGCAGGAGGUGGCGGCGGCCCAGCGGGGGCACGUAGCGGGCUCCGGUACCGGUUCCGGCGGUGACGGCCCAGGAGGCCUAGUCCCGGGCCCGGCCGGCGGCGGUCAAGGCGGGGAGGGAAGUUGCGGGGUCGCCGCCUCCACCCCCCAGCCCCCUCCGGUUUCCUAUUUACCGAAAUCGGAGCCCCUGGUUUGGACGGUGGCGGACCUCGCUCCCUCAUCCCCCUUCCUCGCUUGGCGCACCAGCCGGCCCUGCUCUCCCGCGCGGGGCUCCCGCGCCCGUCCGUGGGCCGUUGGGAGCGGGAGAGGCGGAGGCGGCCCGAGGCCAAAGCACCCGCCAGGCGCCGAGGAGAAUAUGAAACAGGUGUCAAAAUGACAUCCAGAUUUGGGAAAACAUACAGUAGGAAGGGAGGAAAUGGCAGUUCAAAAUUUGAUGAAGUCUUUUCCAACAAACGGACCACCCUUAGCACAAAAUGGGGAGAGACCACAUUUAUGGCUAAAUUAGGGCAGAAGAGGCCCAAUUUCAAGCCAGAUAUCCAAGAAAUCCCGAAGAAACCUAAAGUGGAAGAAGAAAAUACUGCUGGGGAUCCUUUUGGAUUUGAUAGUGAUGAUGAAUCUCUACCAGUUUCUUCAAAAAAUUUAGCCCAGGGUAAGGGUUCCUCAUAUUCAGAAUCUAGUGAAGCUGCUGAGCUGGAAGACAUCACGUCUGUACUUGAAGCUAAUAGCAAAAUUUGUCAUUCAGUGGGUGAAGACAGUGUUGAAUCUGAUAAAUGCAUACCUUUGGAGGAUACUCUUGUUGGAAAAGAAAGGAGCACAAACCGUGUCUUAGAAGGUGACGCAAGCAAAAGUAGCUGUCCUAAAUUAAUAACUUCAGGUAAAAUGGAGAAUUUUAGUGAUGAACAUGAAAAGAAUAGUCACCAUAUUUAUAAGAAUGCCGAAGACAGGAGUAAGAAACCCAGUGCAGAACCUGCAGUGAGUUCUGGAUACAAAGGUGAUGAAAUCAAGGAAACAACAAACGAUACUUGGAACUCGCAAGUUGGGAAAAGGUCAGAAUCUCCAGAAGUAUCUCCAGUUAAGGGAUCUGUAAGAACUGGUUUGUAUGAAUGGGAUAAUGAUUUUGAAGAUAUCCGAUCAGAAGAUUGUGUAUUAAGUUUGGGUAGCGAUCAUCUUCUGGAGAUGAAGGAUGAGGAUUUAAAAAUGCGAUUGGAGAAUCUCAAUGAAGCCAUUGAAGAAGACAUUGUGCAAAGUGUUCUUAGGCCAAGUAACUGUAGGACGUACUGCAGGGCCAAUAAAGCGAAAUCUUCACAAGGAGCAUCAAAUUUUGACAAGCUAAUGGAUGGCACCAGCCAGGCCUUAGCCAAAGCAAACAGUGAAUCAAGUAAAGAUGGCCUGAAUCAGGCAAAGAAAGGUGGUGUAAGUUGUGGGACCAGUUUUAGAGGGACAGUUGGACGGACUAGAGAUUACACUGUUCUCCAUCCAUCUUGCUUGUCAGUUUGUAAUGUCACCAUACAGGACACCAUGGAACGCAGCAUGGAUGAAUUCACGGCAUCAACUCCUGCAGAUUUGGGAGAAGCUGGCCGUCUAAGAAAAAAAGCAGAUAUUGCAACUUCUAAGACCACUACUAGAUUUCGACCUAGUAAUACUAAAUCCAAAAAGGAUGUUAAACUUGAAUUUUUUGGUUUUGAAGAUCAUGAUGAAACAGGAGGUGAUGAAGGAGGUUCUGGGAGUUCCAAUUACAAAAUUAAAUAUUUUGGAUUUGAUGAUCUCAGUGAAAGUGAAGAUGAUGAUGAUGAUGACUGUCAAAUGGAAAGGAAGGCCAGCAAAAAAAGAACUAAAGCAGCACCAUCGCCCUCCUUUCAACCUCCCCCAGAGAGCAAUGAUAAUUCCCAGGACAGUCAGUCAAAUACAAAUAAUACAGAAAACUUGGAUUUUACAGAGGACUUGCCUGGUGUGCCUGAAAGUGUGAAGAAGCCUCCAAAUAAACAAGGAGAUAAAUCAAAGGAUAAUACCAGAAAGAUUUUUAGCGGCCCCAAACGGUCUCCUACAAAAGCUGUAUAUAAUGCCAGACAUUGGAACCACCCAGAUUCAGAAGAACUACCUGGGCCACCAGUAAUAAAACCUCAAAGUGUCACAGUGAGGCUGUCUCCAAAGGAACCAAAUCAAAAAGAUGAUGGCGUUUUUAAGGCUCCUGCACCACCACCCAAAGUGAUAAAAACUGUGACCAUACCAACCCAACCCUACCAAGAAAUUGUCACUGCACUGAAGUGCAGAAAAGAAGACAAAGAGUUAUACACUGUUGUUCAGCAUGUAAAGCACUUCAAUGACGUGGUGGAAUUUGGUGAAAAUCAAGAGUUCACUGAUGACAUUGAAUACUUACUAAGUGGCUUAAAGAGCACUCAGCCUCUAAACACACGUUGCCUUAGUGUUAUUAGCUUGGCUACUAAAUGUGCCAUGCCCAGUUUUCGAAUGCACCUGAGAGCACAUGGGAUGGUAGCAAUGGUCUUUAAAACCUUGGAUGAUUCCCAACACCAUCAGAAUCUGUCCCUCUGUACAGCUGCCCUCAUGUAUAUAUUGAGUAGAGAUCGCUUGAACAUGGAUCUUGAUAGAGCUAGCUUAGAUCUAAUGAUCCGUCUUUUGGAACUGGAACAAGAUGCCUCAUCAGCUAAGUUACUGAAUGAAAAGGACAUGAACAAAAUUAAGGAAAAAAUCCGAAGAUUGUGUGAAACUGUACACAACAAGCAUCUUGAUCUAGAAAAUAUAACGACUGGGCAUUUAGCUAUGGAGACCUUACUGUCCCUUACUUCCAAGCGAGCAGGAGACUGGUUUAAAGAAGAACUACGCCUUCUGGGUGGCUUGGACCACAUUGUAGAUAAAGUAAAAGAAUGUGUAGAUCAUCUAAGUAGAGAUGAGGAUGAAGAGAAAUUAGUAGCCUCGUUAUGGGGAGCAGAGAGAUGUUUACGAGUUUUAGAAAGUGUAACAGUGCAUAAUCCAGAGAAUCAAAGCUACUUGAUAGCAUAUAAAGACUCACAACUUAUUGUUUCGUCAGCUAAAGCAUUACAACAUUGUGAAGAGUUGAUUCAGCAGUACAACCGUGCUGCAAACAGUAUAUGCCUACCUGACAGUAAGCCUCUGCCUCUCCAGAAUGUAACUAGCCAUGUGGGCAAAGCAGUGGAAGACUGCAUGCGGGCCAUCAUUGGGGUUUUGCUCAAUUUAACUAAUGAUAAUGAGUGGGGCAGCACCAAGACAGGGGAGCAGGAUGGCUUGAUCGGCACAGCAAUGAAUUGUGUGCUUCAGGUUCCAAAGUACCUACCUCAGGAGCAGAGAUUUGAUAUUCGAGUGCUGGGCUUAGGUCUGCUGAUAAACCUAGUGGAGUAUAGUGCUCGGAAUCGGCACUGUCUCGUCAACAUGGAAACCUCCUGUUCUUUUGACUCUUCCUUCUAUAGUGAAGAUGGAGAUGAUCGUUUAAGGAUAGCCGGACAAGUUCAUGCUGUUCAGGCUUUAGUACAGCUAUUCCUUGAGCGGGAGCGAGCAGCCCAGUUGGCAGAAAGUAAAACAGAUGAAUUGAUCAAAGAUGCUCCCACUACUCAGCAUGAUAAGAGUGGAGAAUGGCAAGAAACAAGUGGAGAAAUACAAUGGGUGUCAACUGAAAAGACAGAUGGUACAGAGGAGAAACAAAAGAAGGAGGAGGAGGAUGAAGAACUUGACCUCAAUAAAGCCCUUCAGCAUGCUGGCAAACACAUGGAAGAUUGCAUCGUGGCCUCAUACACAGCACUGCUUCUUGGUUGUCUGUGCCAGGAGAGUCCGAUCAAUGUGACCACUGUUCGAGAAUAUCUGCCAGAAGGGGACUUUUCAAUAAUGACAGAGAUGCUCAAAAAAUUCCUCAGCUUCAUGAAUCUUACUUGUGCUGUUGGAACCACGGGCCAGAAAUCCAUCUCUCGAGUGAUUGAGUACUUGGAACAUUGCUAGCUGCUUCCCUUUGCUUCAGGUACUCAGUAAUGCGGGGCUGCCCUUAGACAAAGAGAAGUCACGGAAGAAGCUCUUCCUGGAAGAACUAUCACGAACAGUCAUCAGUAUCAUUCGUGUUUGGAUUUCUUAAGGCCACCUGAUUUCUUCGUCAUGCAUUCUGCAUUUGCUAAAUGACAGUUACUACAUCACAAUCUGCACCUAUCAAAAAUGAGGGGAAAGGUUCAGGCUGUUAACAAUUCCAUGCAGUAUUUAAAUACACUUACUUUGGCAGAGUUUAUACCCUCCCCUUGUAUUCUUGCUAUAUUCUGGGCAAGUUUUAAGGGGAUAAUUUGUGCUGCUGUUAGUGCAACUGCUGUGUAUGUUGAGCCACUGUUGUCAUGCCAGCCAGGUGCAAAGGCAGCUUAGCUACUGAGGUAUUGAAUGUUCUGAGGACAUUCUAGACAACAGCUUAGUUCCUUUUUCAGGCUCAUUUGCUUUUGCUUUUUUGUUGUUGUUGAAUGAUUCCAAUCGUAAAUAAAGCUUUUAAUAAUUUUGUGAAUUUUUUGGCUUGUUGUUCCCUGAACUAUUAUCUAUAUUUAAAACUAGAUGGAAUCCAAAGACACAAGGGAUUAAUAGUAUAUUUUUUUAUAAUUGAUUAGGUUUGGGUUGUUGGACUAUUUUUCACUUUGGAGACCAUGAAUAUACUCAAUUUCAUAUAAUGUGUCAGUAGCUAUAGGUGCAAGAAAACAAAUUCGAAGGAAUAUAAUUAAUAUAAGGUGAUGUGCCCUCUUAAAGGAUGAAGCAAAAAUAAACAAACCCAGGGUAGUUUACACUUGAGGUCCUUGAAACAUUGUUAGGUUUUGAGGGGAAACUCUCUAAAUAUAUUUUCUAAUGUUCAGUUCGAUAAAUGUAGGGAAGCUAAAACACCAAUGUGGAAUUCAGGUUUCCAGAGAACAGGUAUGUUCUCCUAAAGAGUGACAGGAUCAGGUGCACAGUGCAAAGCCUUAAAUUGCUGGUUCGAGCAGAUCCUUUUAUUUGUUCGCCUUCUUUGCGCAUCGACCAGUGUGGUGUUUGGGAGACAGUUGUAGAACACACCAAACACUGUGUGAGUUUAAGUUCACAACAUUGCAAAUUUUUCUUGCAUUAUUCUUCUGACCACUGGUUCUACUUGAUUUUCUUUUUUUAUUUUGGCUAAAUUACAGGCUUUCCAGAGAUAAUUUCAUUAAAAACUUUAAAUACUUUACGGUAGUUACAUCAUGUUUCUUCAUUGGGUUUGUAAAACUUGAAGCCAUAAAAAUUAGUUUGGUGUGUAUUGGGGAAUAUAGCUAAAAGUCUAAUACCCAUUUAGACUUUGUUAUUUCCUUGUAUAAAGUGACAAAUCGGGGCUCUUGUAUCAGUGCCAGCUGUAAUGUUUUUUAAUGCAGUGGCUGCCUUCUAUUGUCUUCCUAUUUUUGAUAAUGCAGAUUGUUGGGAAAUCUAUAAGGAAGUAACUGAUUCCAGGCAAAUUGUUUCCUUCUUCCUUUUAAACUAUCCACCCCAACCCCUACUUACCACCUUUGAAGAACAUAGUGUGCCAGUGUAACUUUGGAAAGAUUCUAAGAUUGUAUUUGCCCUGAGAAUAAAAGCUACUUAAACAGUUUUUUUAAUGAGCCUAUCAUGAAAAUGAGAUCCUUAAGAUUACGUUACCUAACUAUAUUUUAAUGGAAAAGUACAUUGAUAUUUAUUAAUGAUUGAAUUUUAGAAAAGGAACAGACUUUGGUUAAAAAUUACUUGUGGCAGAUGGUAAGGAAUAUUACAAAAAACAUUUGGUUUAGAACAAUCAGGGCAAACUUUUUUUUUUUCUGUUACACUGGUAAUCAUUUGAAAAUUGAUUUACCUCAGUGUUUAACAGUUUUCCUUUUGUUUUUGUAAUAACUAAUUGUCAAGCACUAAUUGAGAUGCAGGUUUUGGUGUGGGGAUGGGGGAGAAAUCACCUCACAAACUGCAGUGCAUUUGUGUGUUUUUAACCCUCAGAGAACUCUGCAUUUUAGGGUACUUGAGGCUGACUUGCAAAUUAAAGUUUUAAAGUAACCUUUUUUUCCACUGUAAAUAUUUCUGUAAAUAUUGCCAAUUGGAAAUUAGAGCAGUAGAGUACUUUUCUGAAUCCAAUCCUAUUUUUAUUUUAUACAGUAUUUCUCAGCUGUGAUCUUUGGAGCAAAAGCCAACGGCAGGAAAAAAAUAGUUUGUACCAGUUUCAUGAAGUAUGUCUUUGGGUUUUUGUAAAUAAUUUUAACUCAAAUAAAAUUGCUACUUUCAAUACA